Messenger RNA from Eruca vesicaria subsp. sativa (arugula), 792 nucleotides. The record is from the annotation of a GenBank genome assembly. Lineage: Eukaryota; Viridiplantae; Streptophyta; Magnoliopsida; Brassicales; Brassicaceae.
CAAGUUUUCAGAGUAAAGCAACAGUUGAGCCAAUAAGAACACAACACAAGCUGAUGUUUGUCGCAGUCUCUGUUCGUCAUCACGACCGUUCCGAAGAUCUGAGGACGAAAGCAAUCUCCUUCAACCUCUAUUAAUCAAAGCAUUCAGCAAUCAAUAUAACAUAAGAGUGGGUUUCAACGAUUUUGUGAAGAUUUUCCGUAAAGGCACUAGGUGGUAAUCUUUUUCAACAUGAACAACCAACAUCCUGAUUAUGAUCAUGAGGACACAACGGUUGCUGGAUUUGAAGUACCUGUAUCGCCGGUUUCAAGUUACAACAAUGUAUAUUCCGCAACCGAAGACGAGACAAGAGAUCCUCCUGCUGUACCGCCACAUCUUCAACACUCUCUGUUAGGCCAUACAGGGAGCAUGGAAUUGCCUUCUGCGCCACAGAGUGUCGUCCUGAACCAUCUCUAUAUCGAAAACCGAGACGCCCCAAGAUCCGUUGUAGCACUCGGCUUCUCUCAUCGGUUCAGGUCGAAGUAUGUCACUGUGGUGAUAUACAAGCCAGUCCAAAGAAGAGGAAACGCCAAUGUUUGAUGAUGCAUCUUCUUAAUAUAGUGUUGGAAUCUUUUUUUUUGUUUUAUGGAUUCAGUUCGGUAUAUACAAAAACCAGCUGGUCCUAACUAAAUUUGUUCUUGGUUUAGGUAAUUCGACUGAAAUCAUCUUGUGUGGACGUUUAUAUAAAUCUACUUGCAUUGUUUGUAAUAACUUGCUUUAGGUUUGGUUGAUUAAUCGAAUCCUCAUACUUCUCUA